ACGCCAUCUUGUUUGUCUUCCUCCUGUGGCGUCUUGGAGGUGUUCUCAACCGUGGAACAAAUGUUCGCCAAACACGUGUUUCACUGGGACAAUAGUGAAUGGUGCACACCUGCUUCGCCAAGCCACAGAACAAAAAGUCACAUUUAACAGUUGCUGGUGUAACAAUUGGAAGAACAUAUUUGACUCAUCUCUUGUACAUGCGGCUAAUGAGAUACACAUUGAACUAGAUCCAUGGACGAUAUACGAUGUAGUGGACGGCUAAAAAGAAAAGCAGAGCAGACCCAUGACAAUGAGCCACCACAAAAAAGGAAGAAGACCCCGCUUGAGAGAACACAUGAAUAUCGAGAGAACAUAAAAAAGGAUUCUGAACAGUACAACAUUUUCCGACAGCAUGAGAAUUUUAGGAAUAGGCUGUAUCGCGAACGUCGAAGCGAAGAAGCGAUUGUCAGAGACAGGGAGCUUGCUCGUGUAAGGGCACAGCGCUAUAGAGAGCGGAAAAAAGAUAAUCCUUCGAAUGAACCACGGAAAACUAGAAAGGCUGCAGAAAAGACUAUGACAGACAAUUGUAACAAGGUUAAAAAUUGGCGGGCUAAUCUGAGUGAUGAAAAGAAAGAAGAAAUUAAACGCAAACGAAGAGAGGCGUAUGCGGCAAAGAAGAAGAAAGAAAGAACGCGGAAUUCAAAUGUUAAUCCUGGCCCUAAUAGUCCGCAGACUUUUAGCCAAUAUCCUAGUGAUCGUUCCAGUAUUAGUCAAAGCCAUACUCCCCAAGACUCGCAGUCGCCAGAAACUCCAAAAGGUGGGAAUAGUGUUAGGCAGGCUCGCCAUAGAUUUAGACGACAGCUGAUGAAAAUGUUACCAUCAUCAAGAAAUACGAGGGCAGAUGUGUUAAGUAACGGCAUUCAAAUGCUGUCGCCUCGUUCAAGACAGGCCUUGGAUAAAAAGAUUCAUAUCAUCAGUCCAAAAUCAAGGAAAAAGUUGAUGAUCUGUAAAGAUGUGUCCUCUGCUGUUAAGCGUCAAUUUGAACAAAUUAAACACAAACGGUCCACCAAAGAUCUAAUUGUACGACGACUCAUCGCAAAUGCCGUCAAGCAAAAUCGCGAUGCAUUGGACUAUUUCAAUGUAAGCCGAAAACUGAAAAAAAGGAUGGACUCAAAAACUCCAUUGACAGUCACCCCAGCCACUGAUGGUAACGUCCCGGCUCCACUGACAUUCACCCCAGCCACUGAUGGUAGGGUCCCAGCUCCACUGACAGUCGCCCCAGCCACUGAUGACGUCUGUGAAGAACAUCUUCACUCUGAGCAACAGAAGUGGAGCUUCAGGGUGGUAACGGAGGAGCCACAGCCUUUCCACAUUAAGAAGGAAGAGGAAUACCCACUGAUUCCACAUUUUACAAAGGAAGAGGAGGACUCACUUACCGCUCACAUUAAAAAGGAAGAGGACCCACUGACCCCUCACGUUAAAGAGGAAGAGGAGGACCCACUGACCCCUCACAAUAAAGAGGGAGAGGAGGACCCACUGACCCCUCACAUUAAGGAGGAAGAAGAGGACCCACUGACCCCUCACAUUAAGGAGGAAGAGGAGGAACACAGCAUCAGUCAGGAGGGAGAGCAUCUUAAAGGACUGGAGGAGGUUGAUGUCACCAAGAUGCCAUUGACUGGUGUGAUUGUGAAGAGUGAAUAUGAUGAGUUGAAAGUGAGGAGAAGAGAGAGGCGGAGCAUCCAAGCAGCAGCUCAACUCAACACAUGACAACAGAAGCUGAUGGAGACCACUGUGGAGGAUCACAAGCAGACAAGAUCUUAGCUCCACUAUCAGAUAGUGACGACACAACGUCUCACUCUCCUGACACUGAUGAUGAAGACUCUGAAGAUGAUAAGACAUGUCACACUGACAACACACACUUGACAUGUUGUCACUGUGACAAAACUUUAAAAUGGCGUAGUAAUCUGAAAGUACACGAGAAUACACACGGGAAAAACCCUUUUCCUGCACAUAAUGUGGUAAAUGUUUUGCACAAAAUAGUUGUCUGAAAAUACACACAAGAAUGCACACUGGAGAAAAACCGUAUUCCUGUUCAGUCUGUGGUAAAGAUUUUGCAGGAAAUGAUCAUCUGAAAAUGCACGUAAGAUUGCACACGGGAGAAAAAACAUUUUCCUGUCCAGUCUGUAGUAAAGGUUUUAUACAAAGUGAGACUCUUUAAGUACACUGGAGACAAACCAUUCACCUAGAAGACAUUAUUGAUAAUGCAGAGCAGAAAGCACACUGGUGAAAAUCCUUUUAUCAGCUCAGUCGGCUUUAAGGGUUUCAUAGACAGUCUAACUUUGAAAAGACUCACGAAAAGACACACACUCAAGAGAAACCAUUUAGUUGCAGUGUGUGUGAUGAAAGAUUCCCUAAUAAGUAGCAGUGUAAGACACACAAGUGUGCGGGUAAGUACAGCAGCAGCAAAUGAAGACGCAGGAUGUUUUGUCAUUUUUCUGUGUGUUAAAAGCUUGACAAAUUGCUUGUAACUUUUAUGUUCCAACACAUUUACCCUUGCAUGCUAAGAGCAUUUUUGAACUGUUAGCGAUCUAUAGUUUUCGUUUUUGGUGAAUGACUAGGGGUGUAACGGUACGUGUAUUUGUAUUGAACCGUUUCAGUACGGGGGUUUCAGUUUGGUUCGGAGUUGUACCGAACGAGUACACAUGCUAGCAGCGACCGGGCUAGGACAACAUGUAAAAGCCAGAGCUGGAAGACCCUCCUGCCUCGUUAAGAUCUCCCGUUUGGGAACACUUUGGCUGCGUGAUACAACAAUGGAGGACGGAGGUUUGCCGACAUUGUUCAGCAGCUGCUUUUGACAACACAUCAAACAUGUGUUGCACCUUUCCUGCUUACGGCUCCCAGACCGUAGUCGAGGAGCGCAGGGGAGACACUCCUCCAGGGCCGAUGUAUUCUCGGGGGCAACACCCUUCACUCUACCCGGCAGUGGGUCUCCACAGCUCCGGACUCCAGGGUAAAUGACGAGUCCGGCGAUUAGUUGCAAAUUGUGGCUUUAUUGAGGUCUUGCACACAGCCAAUUCAACAAAACACUAGCCACUCCCGCACUCACGCUAUUGCUCCCUCACCUCGCUCGCCCACACACUCACCUCACAUGCUGUCACAUAUUAAAGGGCCACACACACACACAUACACUACUCUCAUAACACAUGCUAACCCAUUUGAAGCGUCACCACCGCAUUCAAGCAGCCUCUCCUUGGUGAGUCAGGCAGGGCUAAAGCAAUGACAAAUGUUUUUAUAGCAGCAGAUAUAAGUCCAUAUUGCAUUAAAAACUAGAUUUUGACCCACUUCUAUGGUGGAAGAACAAUGAGCCCAUAUAUCCUUUUACUGCCAAGUUAGCCAGGCUGGGGGGGAAGAAAAGUUAAUCUGAGGCUGAGUUGACUUGAAACUGUUUAAUGUUGCACUUUUUAUAUGUAGAAGAAAAGUUUUGUCAUUUUAUUUCAUCUGAGCCACAACUUGAGGCAGUUUAAUGUUGAUUAACGUGGACCCCAACUUAAACAAGUUGAAAAACGUAUAGGGGUGUUACCAUUUAGUGGUCAAUUGUACAGAAUAUGUACUGUACUGUGCAAUCUAGUAAUAAAAGAAUCAAUCAAUCAAAAAAAGCACUUUAUAUGUAGAAAGGUUUUGUUAAGAAACUAUUCUGAGCCUUAUCUUAUUUAUUUUUUAUUUGAUAUAUGUUGACCACAUUAACCCUGGCAAUGGACCCUGUGUGUAUAUGUAUGUUAUGCCAUUGUUUACAAGUUUGGUAAAUAAAAAAACAAAACAUUUAUAUUUUGUUGUUUUCUUACUGUACCGAAAAUUAACCGAAGCGUGACCUCUAAACCGAGGUACGUACCGAACCGAAAUUUUUGUGUACCGUUACACCCCUAUAAAUGACAGAUCAUGAGAGAUUAUCAUCACACUUCAACAUCUCUAACAUGUAAAUGGUGCCUCUUUCCUAGAUCAGCAUUGUAAAUGUAAAUAUGUUCUUCAUUGUUUUACCCUGGAUAAAUAGAUGUUAAAUAAAUACAUGUAAACUGGGAAGUAAAUGUUUAUAUACUGCAUUACCCAGGAAGGUUAGUGCUCUAGACAGGAGCAGGAAGUAGGUUUGAGUUAUGUUGGAGGACAAUAUGUGUGCCGU
Molecule: messenger RNA, 4153 nt
Organism: Entelurus aequoreus (snake pipefish)
Lineage: Eukaryota; Metazoa; Chordata; Actinopteri; Syngnathiformes; Syngnathidae
Product: DNA ligase 1-like
Exons: 3
Coding region: 232-1746 (504 amino acids)
Source: RefSeq, a predicted model, not a curated record